AUGACCACCGUCCCUCGACCAUCGUCUGACACCCUGACCGAUUCGGUGGCCAAUCAAGUGGCCAUCGUGACGGGGGCAGCGCAGGGCAUCGGCCUGGCCACCGCGGUGCUGCUCGCACGCCAUGGAGCCCGUGUGGUGCUCGUCGACUGCAACGAAGCCGCGCUGCAGGAGGCGCGCGAGACCGUGGGCAAGGACGCCCCAUACCGCAUCUGCGACGUCGGCGACUGGGAGCAACAGGUGGCUCUCUUCCAGUGGGUGACUAACACCGUUGGACACGUGGAUCUUGUCGUCUGUAAUGCUGCCGUGAACCCGGAAAUCGCGUUGCUGCAGACCCAUGAUGAGUCGCAAUGUCGCAAGAUGAGCUGUCAGGUGUGCUACAACUACCUGGCGGACGAGCACCAAGACUCGACCCUACGACGACCCUACACGCAGCUAUUCGACGUCAAUCUACACUCCGUCAUCUUUGGCCUCAAACUCGCCAUCCACCACAUGCGGCCCCGCGGCCGGGGUCGUAUUAUUGUGACUGGAUCCGCCGCCUCCUAUGUGCCCGUGCCCUCGCAGACGUUGUAUACGGCCAGCAAACAUGCGGUGCUGGGCCUCGUGCGCAGCACCGCUCUCAUGGACGAGGUCACCAGUGCCGGGAUCGCCAUCUCCUGGGUGGCACCGUGGCUAACGUUGACUCCGAUGGUCCAGGGACUGGCGGCCACCGUUCAGGACCACAUGCUGAGGAGUUUGCCCGAGGAUGUCGCCUGGGCUAUCGCGACGGCCGCCUGCAACUGGGCCCACGCCAAGGGAUACUGGAUCCAAGGCCAGAACAUCACCGAGGUCGAGGGGGCGUAUGGAGAGAUGGCUGGUUCGUUGAUGUUACCAAAGAAUAAAUUUUAG
Messenger RNA from Aspergillus tanneri, 885 nucleotides. RefSeq lists its product as uncharacterized. The transcript has a single exon. The coding region runs from base 1 to 885 and encodes 294 amino acids. The record is from RefSeq and is a predicted model, not a curated record. Gene Ontology annotation, molecular function: oxidoreductase activity. Lineage: Eukaryota; Fungi; Ascomycota; Eurotiomycetes; Eurotiales; Aspergillaceae.